This is a messenger RNA of Phyllotreta striolata, 4599 nucleotides long. NCBI's taxonomy places the organism in Eukaryota, Metazoa, Arthropoda, Insecta, Coleoptera, Chrysomelidae. The record is from the annotation of a GenBank genome assembly.
AUGGAAAAUGGUUCGACUGGCCCCUUUACAGAUGAAAAAGUGUCGCCAGAACACGCAAAUAAUGGAGUAGCGGUACCGAUAAUGGCAAAACUGCCUGAAAAGAAUAUCGCCGUUAAUCAAGAGGAAGAUACGAAUUCUAUUGAAACCGCUAAAUUAAAUGGUGACAGCGUCGCCGAUUUAAACGAAGAAAACUCCUACAGUUCAGGUAGUGACGCGCUUAUAAUAGAUGAGAGUGUUAAUAAUAAGGAAAGAGGUGCGAGGAAGAAGAGUCUUGAAAAAUUAAUGUGUUUUAGUGAAGAAAAUUCUGAACAUAUCAGUGAAACAGUGACGCACUCGAAUCCCUAUUUCAACGAAUCCUUGUUCGAAUUGUUGCAUCACAACCAUCCCUCGAACGAUAAUUCCGAUAGCGUAGCGGAGAAAAGUUCGAAGAAAUUGAAGAAAAAGGUCAAAUCCAAGCCGAAAGUAAGGGAGUACGCGCAGUAUUUAGGUUUACAACCGUCCGUUCAAUUCAAGUGCCCCAAGUGCAACCGUUCCGGCUUCGAAUCGCUAUCGAACCUCCAAGAUCACAUAAUCGAAUGCAGCGAGGAGACCGUGCAACAUGUCGCACAGGAAAACUCCUAUUCGGGCUUCAAGUUAACGAGAAAAGUGUUCCUUUGUUCGGCGUGCGGUACUUAUUACGAAAAUUGGAACUUGUACAUUCAUAUGCUGGAAUUCCACAAAAGAUACAUAUGCCUGUAUUGUUUAGGAAUGUUUUCGAUUUUGGAAGAACUAUGCCAACAUAUACAGUCUAAGCACAAUCUGGAGCCCGGCUACAAAAACACUCUGGAUGAAUUUUUUAACGUGUAUAACGAACCGUGUUACAUAGCUUGUUGUGAUUGUAGCAAGCUUUUUAGUGAACAAGACAAUUUUUUUUACCACCACUGCGUCGGCAAGAAUAAAAACAAAAAAUCGGCCAAGCAACAAAUCACCCCCGAAAAUCACGUGACAGGAGAAUCCGAAUCCGUCGUGGAAACUAACAAUAAUAUGGAAAGCACGAUGCAGGUGCCGGUUACAGAAUCCUGCGAGGAAGCGUUAAAAACCUCCGAUUGUUUAGAAACCGAGGAAAAUCAAGAAACAGCCGCCAUGGAAACGGAUAAAACUGAAUUAAAUUGUCAGGGCAGCAAAAGUCACAUUAAAAAUAACAAUAUUAGCGAAUUCGAUGAAAACUCCAAGGAAAGUAAUGAAGAUGCCGAUAUUUCUGUCACAAACGAACCUAAUGUGAACCGACUUGAUGACGAUGAGCAGCACAUGGACGAUGAACCAGAAGACACCAGGAAAGUCCCGAAACUGUCUCUCAAACUUCCGAAGCUGGAAUCGUACGAAGCCGAAGCUGAAGAAAGCGACGAUAGCGAUAAAUUAACGAUGGAAAUCGAUCAAGUAGAAAGCGAAUACGAAAAUGAUAUCGACCACACGAACGUCGAGGAAGACCCUGAAGCAGCUAAAGAAGAGAACGAAACCAACAUUGAGGAAGCCAAGAACGAAAUCAACCUUCAAAUUGCCGGUCCGGACAUUUCCAUAAUAGAAUUGCAACUGGAACAACCUUUAGACAAAUUUGAUCCGCGAUGUUUGUUGCAAAAAUGUCUGAAAAUGACCAUUCCGACUUGUAUAUAUUGUAAUCACGCUAGAAAAAUCGCCGUAAAUGGUAAACAAUUAGGUUUACAUUGCAUUGCCGAGCAUAGGUUUUCUGCCGUUGUAAAUAGCAUAACUGCAGAAGAAUUAAUUCCAGAAAACUUCGUUAAUAGAAUAAAAGAAAGCUUAGAAGAAUUGUCGAUGGUAUUUUUCAAUUUGGACUCGAAUUUAAGCAAUGAAGCUGUAACAUACUCACAUUUAUUCGAAUGUUUCCAGUGUCAUUUUAGUACGACGGUACAUAAGGAUUUGUACUUGCACAACAGGAAAUACCAUUCGAAGAACCUGUUGCUGUGCAUAAUGUGCAAAUCGAACUUUUAUAGUUACAGUGAACUUAUUUGUCAUCUGUGCCCGGGCGUCUACGUAUUGGACUAUGAAUUGCAAUUUAGAUGCUGCAUGUGCGUACACGAUGACAUGCCCAGUUCCUUUCGUUUGAUGGUCCACCUGCGGAAGAAGCACAACGUUUGCGAUGUUUGCCUGGAGACCUGCCAUACUCAACACAGACUAUCCAAUCACGUUUGGAAGCACAAGUUGCACCAUUUCUGCUACAGGUGCGGCAUCGCGUACAGAAACAAGCCGGACAUUACUAGACACCUGUUUUGGAAGCACGGCACCGAAAGUGUAUUGUGUAAAAAAUGCUUGCAAAAAAAGUGGCCACACGUGUACCAUUUUUGUGUGCCGCCUUCGAACUUCUUUUGCGACGAAUGCCCGUUGAUCUUCACUCGCGCGGUGUCUCUCAAAGUUCACAAGCGAAUUCACACUAACGAAAAGAAACAUUCGUGUACUUUCGAAGGGUGCGAGGAGAAAUUCAUUUCUAAAAAGUUAUUAGAGAAACAUUACAGAAGGCACGUGGAACCGCCCGAGGAGCCUAAAAUCGAAGAGCCCACGCCUGACAUCGAAGAAAUUAAAAACGAGGAGGAAGCAAUCAAAACGGAAGUCUCGAAAGAAGAAGAAAAAGUGGAGGAAAAGCCGAAACAGAAAAUCGACGUUUUGGAAGACCUGCCUGCUCUGAAUUUAUCAGAAAGUGAUAGCAGUAGCGAAUCCGAAACCGAAUCGACCACUAACAAAGUCGAAUCCAAAGAAUCAAAUUUGAAUACCGGUACAGAAAUAGAAACGCCGGGAGAAGUACCACCUUUAGAUAUACUUCAGGAGGAAAAAACCGCUGCUGAAUUGCCCGUCGAAGAAAACAGCAAUGCUGUCAUGCAAAAUAUUUGGGACAACUUCAAGACGUACCAAGAACAACAGCAAAAAAUAGACAAUAUGUUCAGUGAACAAGACAAGGUUGACAAUGGUAAUACAUCAACAGCAGACAUUGACGAAGAACCCAACGUAGACAUCAUUUUGCAAGAUCAUGAUUAUUGCGUGAAUUCCGAACAAAAAGCCGUAGAUACGACCAUAGUGGAAGUUAAACCGGCUUUACAAGAAAGUGUCGAUCAUGAUUAUUGUUUUUCUAAGCAAAAAGUUAAAGAUGGAGAAGAAAUCAAACCGCCGACUGAACCUCAAAUAGCUUCGAAAAAAAUUAACAAAAAAGAAGGGAAAAAGGCCGGUAGUUCGUCCAGCAGCAGCAGCGAUUCGGAUUCUUCGAGUUGUUCGUGCGGUUCCAAUUGCAGCUGCAGCUCGAGUUCCGGCAGCUCCAGCUCAUCGUCGGAUAGCUCGAGCUCGGACAGUUCUUCGGAGCAGGGAAAACGGAGACUGUUGAUGAAGAAACAGAAGAGGAAAGAACGGGCGAAGAAACUGAAAGCCGAACAAGACAAAACUGCGGCAAAUAAAUCGAACGUGGCAGUACCGGCCGUACCUCCGGUUGCCGUCGAAACCCCCAUAAGGGAAUCUGAUCUCGAUACAACGGAAAGCGAAACCGACGAGGAGUUUUACGACAAGGCUCCCCAGCAAUUCGCCAAAAAGAUUCUCGAGGAGAAGCGACAGCAAUUGUCGGAACUCGUGGGGCCGAAUAAUAUUCCGAACGGAACGUUUAUAGAGAGUACCAGUCGACCGCCUACUCCUCCCGUUGAAGUCGAGCAGCCGGAGGAGAAGAAGAAGAAGAAGUCGAAGUCGAAGAAGAAGAAGAAAAAGAAAAGCGAAAGAAAGACGGCGAACAUCGUCGAAGUAGACAAUAUUAUUCCUCCGGAUAUUCCGAUUCCUCCGUAUUACCAACAGUUCCAUCAACAGCAACAAGUACAACCUCAAUCUGUGGCUCCGAUUACGUUAACGAUAUCAAGAAUUUCUCCAAUAUCUAGUCCAUCGACGUUAGUUAGUACGCCGCCUCAGCUAUCGGUGCAUUACAACAAAGUACAAAACGAGGCCACAUUCAGUAAGCACGAUUCCUCCGAUACCAGUUUGCGGGCCUCGAAGCGCCGACGGGUGCCCAACAAAUUCUACGGUUACUCCAGCGACGAGGACCAGGACAAACCGGCAGCGAAAUCGAGAAAAUCCGAGGCGCCUCCGCCUCCGAAAUCUCCGCAAGUGGUGCCGCCGAUUACGAUUAGAGCGCAACCGACGCCGCCGCCGCCGCCGCCCCCGUCGCAGCCGCCCAUCGAGCCUAUAUCGAUUCGAACGGGCGCCCAUCUGAGCGAUUUCAGGGUGGCGCGGCCGCGACCGAAGCCUUCGAUACCUCCCAUUCGAUUGCUGAGUAGAGGAUUGGCGGACGGCGAUAGCGCCAGCGAUUCGAACGAUUCCAGUUCCGAAGAGCCAUCCAUCACGCCCAAACCGGCGCAACCUCAACUGUAUUGUUAUUGUCAAUGUCCUUACGAUGAGGUUUCGGAAAUGAUCGGUUGCGACGCGACGGAUUGUGCGAUCGAAUGGUUCCAUUUCGAGUGCGUGGGGAUUAUGGUGCCCCCUAAGGGCCAGUGGUUUUGUCCGGAUUGCAGGAAGAAAAAGGCGAGGCGAGAAAUUGUGCAGAGCAUGAAGGCGCAAAGUUUGAAGGAGGGAAAUGUUUGA